Paramecium pentaurelia is the source of this 453-nucleotide messenger RNA. The record is from the annotation of a GenBank genome assembly. Lineage: Eukaryota; Ciliophora; Oligohymenophorea; Peniculida; Parameciidae.
AUGUCUAUUGUAAUAAUUGGAUAAGUGGGAAAUGGAAAAACAUCAUUCUUUAAUUUGAUCAAAAAUCCAGUCACAACGAAUGAAAUUAUGAGGAAAUCCUACUUCCGAGCACUAGAUCCUUUUGUUAAACUAAAUUUUCCUUCAUUUGAAGAGCUAGAAGAAGAAAUAUCAUAGCUAAUUAAGGAUAUGUCAAAACAAUGCAACCUUUAAACCGAUUAGGAUAAAAUGAAUUAAAUGAAGUCUUAAGCGUAUUGGAGAAAAAAAUUUGUAAAUAGGUCGCUGACUAAGAAAAACUUAUCAGGAGCGGACUAUACAUAAUUGGAUUAACAAAAAUGUGAGUUUUAAAAGAAAUUGAAAGAAUAACAUCUUAAGAAACAACUUGAUAUAUAUUUUAUAGCUUAAUUAAUUUCUUGGAUAACAUUAUAAAUUUAUUAUGAGAAUUAUUUUAAUUGA